AUGUCUCUAAAACAGGAAAUAGAGACCUGGGUCGCCGCCCUGGGGCGCUACGACAAUAAUGAGUUCGACGAGGCAUUGAAGGAGUUCGAGAAGGUUGCCGAUACGUCUAAGAUUCUCUUCAACAUGGGCGUCAUCCAUGCCACUCUCGGCGAGCAUGAGAAGGCCGUCGAAUGCUAUCAACGAGCAAUCAGAUUAGAUCAAUACCUGGCGGUGGCAUAUUUCCAACAAGGCGUCUCAAACUUCCUGCUUGGCGACUUCGAGGAGGCAUUGGCAAAUUUCAAUGAUACAUUGCUCUACCUUCGCGGCAACACGAUGAUCGACUACGCCCAAUUGGGUCUUCUAUUCAAGCUGUACUCUUGCGAAGUACUGUUCAAUCGCGGUCUCUGCUACAUCUACCUCCAACAGAAAGAUGCCGGUAUGCAGGAUCUGUCUUACGCAGUGAAGGAGAAGGUGGUUGAAGACCACAAUGUCAUCGACGAGGCAAUCAGGGAGGAGGCAGAGGUAAUUGUUGCGAGCUCAGUUAUAUGUGUUCUAUCGCUAAUCUUUCUCGAGGGUUACACCGUCUUCUCCAUCCCGGUUGGUGUUGUCUAUAGACCAAACGAGGCCAAGGUCAGGAAUCUGAAGACCAAGGACUACCUCGGAAAGGCUCGAUUGGUCGCCGCCUCGGAUCGUGCUAAUGCUUUCACUGGCUUUGCUGGAUCUGAGAUCAAGAACGCCGGUAAAUCCGAGACCAAGGAUGACAGACCAGCAGACAAUAUUUCGUUUGCUGCAACGAAUCUUGUCAAGCCUGGAUUGCAGAGUCGAAGACAGCAGUCAGAGCCACCUGUUGGCCGUAAUGUCUUUCCACCCACGCCACCACCCGAGAAUGACAAGCCUAACACGAUGAGCCGAGGCGCUUCUGUUCGAAACGGCCCGAAGCCGACGCCAGCUAAACUCAACAUUGACAGAGCGAGACCAAAUGAUAAGUACGAGAAGACUAGCUCUCCUCAAGAUCAAAGGGCACGACCAUCCAGGGCGGCAUCAGCAACACCCAGCAGAGGUUAUUCUCAGAGGCAAGAUCCGGGCAGGAGCAGACGAUCCAAUGAUGAAGAGGAGGAUGCCUAUCCUGACGAGCUAUACGACAUGUACCAAGGUGGUGGCGGAGCUCGCCGUUCACAAGGUCGCAGCCGACAACAGUCUCGUCAAUACAUCGAGGAAGAAGACGAGGGUGGCAGUGACUAUGACGAUGGCUCGUUCGACGAAGGCGACUUCGAAAUGGUCACAAAUACGAGGCGGGGAACCGGCUCAAUGUCCACUUCUUCUAGAGGCCAAUCCAGGAGACCCGAUAUCCGAAAGGUCCGCGUCAAGGUGCACGCAGACGAUGUUCGCUACAUCAUGGUUGGCGCUGCUGUUGAGUUUCCCGAUCUGGUUGAUCGUGUCCGAGACAAAUUUGGUCUCCGCCGACGCUUCAAGAUCAAGGUUCGCGAUGACGAUACCCCAGAUGGUGACAUGAUCACCAUGGGUGACCAGGACGAUCUUGAGAUGGUCAUGAUGACUGUCAAGUCCCAAGCACGGAAACAACGGUUAGACAUCGGAAAGAUGGAGAUCUGGAUUCAGGAACUAUGA
Molecule: messenger RNA, 1605 nt
Organism: Phaeoacremonium minimum UCRPA7
Lineage: Eukaryota; Fungi; Ascomycota; Sordariomycetes; Togniniales; Togniniaceae
Product: putative nadph oxidase regulator protein
Exons: 5
Coding region: 1-1605 (534 amino acids)
Molecular function (GO): protein binding
Source: RefSeq, a predicted model, not a curated record